AGAUGGCCGAAGCUGUAUAUAAACCGGCGAACGCGAAGAAUGGCGCGUUAUUUGUCAAUACGAAUACGAAGUGAACAGUGAACGUGAGGAAAGUGCGAAGAGAUAAUUACUCAAACGCUGUGUUUUCGAGAAGAAAUACGUAAAAAUGAGAUUCUUUGCAAGUUCAGUGUUAGCAUUAUCGACGCUUUUGGCUGUCGGAGUUUAUGGUGAAGAGAAAUGCUCGCAAAAAGGUAACACGAUAUCCGAACAAGACUUUGGAAUGGGAUUGUCUGAUGAUAUAUUAACUACUAUGAUCAGUCCUUGGAUGUUCAACAACUACUUCCGACCUUGGAGAUAUUUGGAAUCUCUAACUCGAGACUUGGGAUCGACGGUUAAAAUUGAGAAAGACAAGUUCCAUAUCAAUCUGGAUGUGCAGCAUUUCGCACCUGAAGAAAUAACUGUGAAGACAGCGGAUGGUUACGUUGUUAUUGAAGCUAAGCAUGAAGAAAAGAAAGAUGAACAUGGAUAUAUUUCGAGACAAUUCGUUCGGAAAUACGCUUUACCUGAAGGGACUGAAUCAGAGGAUGUUGUAUCUCAAUUAUCAAGUGAUGGAAUCUUAAUUAUUUCAGCACCACGUAAGGAAAUCGAUGCUAAAGGUGAGAGAGUUGUGCCUAUUACAAAAACAGGGCCAGUAAGAGCAGAUUCCAGUGAGAAAUCAAAGGGCUCAUGCACUGGUGAUGAAAAAUGUGAGCUGUAAAAGUUCCAAGCAUUUACGGUUUUUGUGUAUGUAAGAUUUUUGUUUAAAUAUUUAUUUUAUAAGACUGAUUUUAAAUAA
This is a messenger RNA of Papilio machaon (common yellow swallowtail), 814 nucleotides long. Its product is annotated as protein lethal(2)essential for life. The coding region runs from base 146 to 736 and encodes 196 amino acids. The record is from RefSeq and is a predicted model, not a curated record. Lineage: Eukaryota; Metazoa; Arthropoda; Insecta; Lepidoptera; Papilionidae. Gene Ontology annotation, biological process: response to heat; protein refolding. The transcript has a single exon. Gene Ontology annotation, molecular function: protein folding chaperone.